This is a messenger RNA of Talaromyces proteolyticus, 1351 nucleotides long. Its product is annotated as protein-tyrosine phosphatase-like protein. Bases 406 to 1272 code for a protein of 288 amino acids. Gene Ontology annotation, molecular function: phosphoprotein phosphatase activity. The record is from RefSeq and is a predicted model, not a curated record. Lineage: Eukaryota; Fungi; Ascomycota; Eurotiomycetes; Eurotiales; Trichocomaceae. Gene Ontology annotation, biological process: dephosphorylation. The transcript has 2 exons.
GAAUGGACAUCCUAGUUGUGCUCGAUGUUGAGGUUCAUGGUCUCUACUUAGGGCUAAAUUGCCUAUGUGGGCAUUUCUCCCGGGUAUGAACCAGCCGUGCGAUCUCAUGCCUCGGCAACUCACCAGAACUGACCAUCCAGGUCACCGAACUGUCCCCAACAUUGAUCGAUCUCGCUGUCGUGAUUCUCGCAGGUGUUAUCCCUGGUCAAAUAUUGGGCAACCUCAACUCAGGAAUUCGUAUUCGCGCAGCUUUGCCUAGAAAUAUGAAUUAUACCCCGCACUAAGCCUCCCGGAACAAUAUUUGAACUCUCGAACAUUCAAAGCAGCAGCCUUCGCAACUCGCUUCCUAACAUAGACACAACUGUAUAAGCAGUCAACUAUUAACUAGCUGCUCUGAAACUAACAAUGUCUUCCUCCACCACAUCUAGUGCAGGCUUAGCAGCACAUGCAGCAUCCCAAUCUGUCCCCUCUCCUCCUUUCAUCCAAGUUGAUGGUAUCCCCAACUUCCGUGACAUAGGCGGAUACCCCAUCACAGAGGCAUCCUCAACUCGACGAAACUUCAUUUUUCGUUCGGGUCUCCCUACGCGUGUUACAGCCAAUGGCGUCAAGACCCUCACGCAGGAUCUGAAGGUAGACACAAUCUACGAUCUCCGCUCAAACGCCGAGCUGCGAAAGGACCCAGCAUCUGCAUUGCUUACGUCAAUGGAGGGGGUUAAGGUGUUGCAUACGCCUGUUUUCCCGGAGAAAGACAUUAGUCCGGCGCAGUUAGCGAACCGGUAUGCGUGUUAUAUGUCCGACAAGGGCACAGAGGGAUUUGUAGCUGCAUAUUCGGAGAUCCUCCGCGAUGGAACGGAUGCGUACAAGACGAUCUUUGAGCAUGUGCGUGACCAUCCAGACAAGCCGUUUCUUGUGCAUUGCACGGGGGGGAAAGAUCGGACGGGGGUCGUUAUUGCGCUUUUGCUGCUUGUGGCAGGAGUGAAAAGUUGGGACGUUGUCGCAGAGGAGUAUGCACUUACGGAGAUAGCGUUUGAUGCGAAGAUUAGGGCUGUGUUUGUUGAGAAGGUGGUUGCGGAUAUGGGGGUGGAUACAGAUAGGGCUGGGGUAUUGAGGAUGAUUUCGGCUCGAAAAGAGAAUAUGAUUGCUACGUUGGAGUUUAUCGAGGGGGAGUAUGGUGGACCGGAGGAAUAUGUGAAGAAAGCGCUGGGAUUUGAAGAUCACGACAUUGAAAUUAUUCGGAAGAACCUUACUGUUGAAGAGAAGGGUAUAUUCUAGAAUGACCAACCAGAGAUUGGAUAUAAAUGUCAGAUAAGUGAUGUGAGCAUUGAGCUAUAAUGGCAGUGGAUAUAUAAAC